AUGAAAAUUGCCACCGACAUCAAAAAUGGGCUGAAAGAGGACCAAAUUACGUAUGGGAAGCUGCAAAUACUCGCAGCAUUGUCUGGGGAUAUGUGGGUGUUGGACGCGGCACAACUCAUCGUUGCAGCGAAAGAGGGAAUCAUCAAGCUCCCUAAAAUCACAAAAAAGGAGCUCCUAGACAAAAGUAAAUCCGACGCACUGGUCAAGACCUUGGCCAUUAUGCAAGUGUUAUGGCUCAUUAUCCAACUUGCCGCCCGGAGAUAUUACGGGUUGGCCUCUGCACCGUUUGAAAUCAGCACGGUUGCCCUGUCGGCUUCUGCAAUUAUUUUGUAUAUCCUUGAGUGGAACAAACCAAAAGACGUCAGUGUACCCAUCUACGUUCUUGCAAAUAAAGUGAACUAA
Molecule: messenger RNA, 402 nt
Organism: Trichoderma aggressivum f. europaeum
Lineage: Eukaryota; Fungi; Ascomycota; Sordariomycetes; Hypocreales; Hypocreaceae
Exons: 1
Coding region: 1-402 (133 amino acids)
Source: RefSeq, a predicted model, not a curated record